CCCUCUAUCUUCCAUUUCACAACAAAAUUUUUCUUCCAUAUAAACAUACAUAUAUUAUCCAUGACCACCUUUUACCAUGUUAGAAAUGGCAGUGUUCUUUUCCUAUGGGUUCUGGUAUCUGCUGCCUGUGUUUGGGGUCGACCAGCCACGUUUCUGCAGGACUUUCGUGUCACCUGGGCUGACUCCCACAUCACUCAAAUUGAUCAAGGCAGGGCAAUCCAACUAAGGCUUGACCAAAACUCUGGAUGUGGCUUUGCUUCCAAGGUGAAGUACAUGUUUGGGCGUGUUAGCAUGAAGAUCAAACUCGUCCCGGGAGACUCUGCUGGCACAGUCACUGCAUUUUAUCUGAACUCUGACACGGACAAUGUUCGUGAUGAGCUUGAUUUUGAGUUCUUGGGGAACCGUACCGGACAACCUUACACAGUUCAAACAAACAUCUACGCUCAUGGAAAGGGUGACAGAGAACAGAGGGUUAACCUCUGGUUUGACCCUUCCGCGGACUUCCACACUUACUCAAUUCUGUGGAACCAUCGCCACAUUGUAUUCUACGUAGAUGAUAUUCCAAUCAGAGUGUACAAGAACAACGAGGGAAGGGGGGUUCCGUACCCGAAGAUGCAGGCGAUGGGAGUGUAUUCGACACUGUGGGAAGCAGAUGACUGGGCCACAAGGGGUGGUUUGGAGAAAAUCGAUUGGAGCAGAGCACCAUUCUACGCUUACUACAAGGACUUUGAUAUUGAAGGGUGCGCAGUGCCGGGACCAGCUAACUGUGCUUCCAACCCCAGAAACUGGUGGGAGGGUGCUGCAUAUCAGGCUCUUAACGCCAUUGAAGCCAGAAGGUACAGGUGGGUUCGUAUGAACCAUGUCAUCUAUGAUUACUGUAGAGAUAAGUCAAGGUACCCAAUCACCCCACCAGAGUGCCUUGCUGGCAUUUAAUUCAGUGGCGCACAAUUCACAACAUUCCUUCCUGCUUCAUUUAUACCUACAUCCUAUGUUUUUCACUUUAUUUUACGUUGUUUUCUUCUGUUGUUGUGUACACACAAUGUUCACAUACCAAAUUAUUCUUGGGUCCAACCCUCUGUUCCUAUAUCUCACCAUGCAAACCUCUUCAGGUCCUCUUACUUUGUGUUUUGGCGCUCGCUCGCAUGUUGUUUGCUGUAUAAGAAAAACUUUUCUACCCAUUAUUGUCAGGAUUAAAUGAAACUUUUUAUUAUUUCUUUUUUA
This is a messenger RNA of Vigna unguiculata (cowpea), 1221 nucleotides long. It is a transcript of the gene XTH7, whose product is annotated as xyloglucan endotransglucosylase/hydrolase 7. Gene Ontology annotation, molecular function: xyloglucan:xyloglucosyl transferase activity; hydrolase activity, hydrolyzing O-glycosyl compounds. NCBI's taxonomy places the organism in Eukaryota, Viridiplantae, Streptophyta, Magnoliopsida, Fabales, Fabaceae. Gene Ontology annotation, biological process: xyloglucan metabolic process; cell wall biogenesis. Gene Ontology annotation, cellular component: apoplast; cell wall. The record is from RefSeq and is a predicted model, not a curated record.